Molecule: messenger RNA, 1404 nt
Organism: Lepisosteus oculatus (spotted gar)
Lineage: Eukaryota; Metazoa; Chordata; Actinopteri; Semionotiformes; Lepisosteidae
Product: GTPase IMAP family member GIMD1
Molecular function (GO): GTP binding
Source: RefSeq, a predicted model, not a curated record
UCAAUUCUCAGAUGUCUUGAUGAAGAUGGCGGAUUUAGAUGCGCUGACCCUCACAGUCCUCCUGCUGGGGAGACCUCAAUGUGGGAAGAGUGCGACAGGAAACACACUCCUGGGGAGCCACGAGUUUGAGAGCCGGCUCUCCUUGGGCCCCGUGACCCAGGGCUGCCAGCUGUGUUGCAGGACCUUCCACAGCUUCAUGCGGCGCCAGGGCAGAGAGACGGCCUUGCGCCUCAGGGUGCUGGAUACCCCAGCCUACCCCAACAGUCUCCUGAGCCGGCAGGAAGUGAAACAAGCUGUCCGGGACGCUCUCCGGCUGAAACUGCGUGACGGAGUACAUGUGUUGCUGCUUGUGGUCAGGGCCGACGUCCCACUGUGCGAGGAGGACUGUCAGUUUCUCCAGUUGGCUGAGGAUCUUUUCGGAUCAGAUUGGAAGAAUCAUGGUUUAUUACUCAUCACCCACCGGGAUGCGCUGCAGAAAGCUGGAGUCCAAGAGGAGGAGCACUUAAAACAGGCCUCUGGUACCCUAAGGACUCUGCUGGACUCCGUGGAGAGCAGGCAUCACUUUGUGGACAACUCUAUGGGCUGGCUCCAGGAAGAAAGAAGACCGAUUUUGGAGAAACUGGCCAAACUCUCAGGGCAAAACAAACACAGAGAACUCCCUUUUAAGUUUUUAGUUUCCCUAAACCCUGACACAGCGAUUGCUUGCGGUCAGAAUCAAGAAUUCGUGGUGCCAGAAAAAGGUACAUAAACAACCAGUCCUUACUGAAAGUGAGAAAUGAAUAAUGAGGUGUGGGAUUUGAGUCUUGAUGUAUCCAAGUAUAACAAAACUAGUUAAGUUAACACGCCAUUCAAAGGGAAAGGCAACUUGCAAUAAAUCAGUCAGGUAUGCCCAUCUUAAAUUGGUAAACAUCAUUCCAACCUCUCUAUCAAAGCCAACCUUAAAUUAAAAAUGACACCCUAGAAGGACUUUUUCCUAUCACUACUCAUCACCAUAAAUGGAACGCUGUGAGCACCACUUUCAAGCAAUGAAACCUUGCGGUCUAAAGAAUCCACAUUUAAAGAUAUCUCCUUCUGUAUAUUGCUAAACGCGUGAUCCGAUUGUGUUUUUUAAGUCAAUUUAGUUUCAAGCUAUCCUGACAUCACAGAACAUUUCUCCACAUAUCUGAUAUUCACUUUCCUUCUGAGUAUGCGGGUUGGGGGAGUAAUCCAGCCCAAGUAUCCAGGCAUGUUUCUCAUUAGACUGAAAUUUACUUCCAACUGUUCCCUGUCAAUAAAUGUGGUAUGCUGGUUUGGCUUGGAAAAGUACUUAAACUCAACAUACGAAUGUUAACUCAAUUCUUGAUACAAACCUAGGUGUUGUCCUUGGCUUACAAAUAAACCUGGCUGAAUAUUCAUAUUUUAAAA